GCCUUAUGCAGCUGCUUGUCAACAAGAUGGCCUUCCUUAUUCUGCCGUUUUGACACUGAUUAUUUUCGUAUCCCCGAGAACAUACCGUAAAAGCUUGUGUCACUUUUAAAUAGAUAGCGAGAGAGGGCCUGGGAAGAGUCCUACGAAGGCGCACGGCCAGUUAGAUUGUGUUCAAAGAGCUGACAGCCACUCAGGCCUCGGUAGCAAGCACCACUAGACAAGGUUGAUUAAGAAAGUAGCUGCUGGCUAAUGUCGUUAGCCAGCGACGGAGCUAGCUUAGCUACGUGGACACGGAUAACUCGUGUCACCUGUGUAACACCAACUGGUGUCUAAACAAAUUGCUUAGGUAACAAGGAAAUACAGCUGUUUAAUCAGCUGUCAUCGACACCCUGCGGCGAAAUACACUGGCCACUGGAGAUUAAGAUUAUAUGCCCAGUGCUGCUGGUGAGGCGGGUGGCAGACAGUGCCUGUCAGGUUGGCACUGGGACAGGCAACAGAGAAUGAGAGGUCUGGCUCUGGGUGCUUGCUGGCCAGCCUAGAUGCCGAUAUGCCCCGGGGGUCCGCACCCUGAUGGACCGCGACACCUUCUCCCACAUCCGCCUGUGGUGCCCACGCCCCUUUGGCACCUACUCCCAGAACAAGGCUCGCAGCCCAGGCUCAGGGGUCAGUGGCGGAGGGGUUGGAGGGGCAGGGUCCCCCUCCCUCUGCAAGGCUGAGCCAUCUACAGGGGGCAGAAGCUCGCUGGAUGGAAGUGAAGAUGGAGGGAUGAUAGUGGGGGGCCAGGAGGAGAAUGGAGACGAGGAAGAGGAGGAUGUUGGUUCAGAGAACACUCCUCCCAACCCUGAGCUCAGCUCAAACUCCCUUACACAGAGCCAGGCCCCUCCAGCCUCCUCAGCCCCUCCUUCGCCUCCCUCUUCCGGGGCCCAGAUGGAGGAUGGCCGCGUGCUGUUGGACACCUGGUAUGUCAUUAAGCCAGGCAACACCAAGGAGAAGAUUGCCUUCUUUGUAGCGCACCAGUUCAGUGGAGCAGAGCUGCCCAGACCCAGCGCCAUGAAGGUUAAAGGUAACUGGGCAACGGACUGCAGUAAGGCCAAACGACGAAGACGUUGCUCCUCCUAUGACCCUCCAGCACGCUCACAAACCUCCUCAGAGCCACACCUCAGUCACAACUCCUCCUUGGCCCAUGAUGCACCUCCGAGCCCUGAUGAGCCUGCAUUAGGAGGGGUGAGUGAGACAGACCUGCUUUCGGUGGCAGAGAUGGUGGCAUUAGUGGAGCAGAGAACCGCCAUGGCCCUCCAAGGGAUGGUGGCUGCUCAGGGGAACCAGCAGCACCACCAGCCCCCUACCACCACCCACAGCCAGGGCCUCUCCUCCCACCAGCACACCCUUCUCCGGGGCACAGUAUCAGACCCCACCCCCAUGGUGUUUGUGUCAGACAAUUCGGACAGCCAGCACUCUGUGGAGCCCCAGGGAUCCUCCUCUCCCAUCCAGACAGACCAAGAGUUAGAGGAGCAGGAGCAGCAGGAGUCAUGCAAGGUUGCUCAAGCCAUCGCACACUUUGAAUCCCAAAACCUGGAGAAUCGGCUCUGCCUGGGCUCUGGUUCUGGUAACGGAAUAGACUCUUCUAACCGAGACCAAGAAAGGGAGCACAGAAGAGGAGGGGAGUCGGGGACCGGCAUCGCAGCCCCUCCUCCACCCCCCAGCCAUAGUCAUGGUGAGGUAAGGAUAGCUUUCAGGGUGUCAAGCUUGGACCCCCGGUCCCAGUCGGAGCCCGCCGGCAGGCCUCGCUGCAUGUUUAUGAGCUGUGGUGGUGGGGGCAGCCAGGCAGGUGCCAGGGCCAAAGAGAAGAUCACCUGCGACCUCUACCAGCUUGUCAGCCCCUCCUCAAGAGAUCCCAGCAGUCUGCUGCUUGCUGCCACGUCUGCAGCCCCCAAACCAGAUGGAGACCUUCAUCACUCAGACAGGCCAGCCUGUGGCAGCCCAGACACAAGUCAGGAGCUCUCCUCUGGGGAGAAGAAGCCCAUGGGUGUAGGGAGGGAGAGAGUGACUGGCUUCCAUGUAGAAGUGGUGGUAACGGGUGCGGUGGACCAGUGUGUGUUUUAUGGCAAGGACAGUACGGAGAAUGUGCAGGAGGAGACGGUGUGUUUUGCAAUGCCCAGUGGGGGAGGGGGUGGCGGGGGUGUAGGCAGCUCAACUGACCCUUCAUCGGAUGAUCCCCCUCCUGGCCAGCUCUUCUUCCUCCAGCCUCCCCGGGGCCCAGAGGAGGAUGGGAAGGGAGCAGGCACCAGCAGUGGGUCAGGAAUGUGUUCUUUGGACUGCGCUAACAACAAUGGCCCCGGGGCAGGGGUUGGGGCGAGCUCAGGGGAGCACGCAACUCGGCCAGACUCUCCUCUCACCAAUGUCGGGGUGGUGGAGGACUGCUCGGACCCCUCGCUGUGUCGCCUCUACCGUCACGUGUCCCACGAUUUCUUGGAGAUCCGCUUUCAGAUCCAACGUCUCCUUGAACCACGCCAGUACAUGCUGCUGCUUCCCGACCACAUCAUGGUCAACAUCUUCAGCUACCUGCCAACACGCUCUCUGGCCGCCCUUAAAUGCACCUGCCAUGACUUCAAGGCACUGAUUGAGACCUAUGGGGUGCGGGCAGUGGACUCACGCUGGAACCAAGAUCCCCUCUACAGGGAUGACCCCUGCAAACAGUGCAAGCGGCAGUACGAGCGCGGGGAUGUUUCCCUGUGCCGAUGGCACCCCAAACCUUACCACCAUGACCUGCCUUAUGGACGCUCCUACUGGAUGUGCUGCCGGCGCACAGACAAGGACACGCCGGGCUGCCGUGUUGGACUCCAUGAUAACAACUGGGUCCAGCAGCCUGCUGAUGGGUCCCAGCCCGUUCGCACCAGGAGGGAGGAGGCCAGGUAGAGAAGGAGCAAGGAGAAGGCCUCACACAAACCAAUUCAUCUCCUCCAGCAUUCCUCCUUUAGCCCUCUGCUGUUCAGAGGGGGUACAAAGGAGGAGUUAGCACUCCAGGAUUGUUUUUUUUGCUCCAGCACUCCUUCUUUUAUUUAGCCUCAGAGGAGGGAGGAUGAGAGUUAGAGAAGGAGGUCUCUGUUUUGCCUUUUUUUAGCCCUCCAGAAUCCCUCUCUCUCCCCACUCUGCUCCAACGGUGGCACCUUGUAAAAGUUUGUAUACCAGGGUUGGGGUCCCCUCUUACUGUUCUGUCAGUCAGCACUCUAUGCCUCUUACUCUUUUGGGUUUCUGCCUAACUCCAUAUGUGGUUGUUAGCUACAUCAUGUGAAAACUUUGCAGUGUGUUUGAUUGAGAUUAGCACUCAUGAAGUGAUGCAUAGAAAUGUAAUGCCCUAGAGCCUGCUUACUAUUCCUGUAAUGGCCAAUUCUCAUACUUAUGUUCUAUGUUGUGUGUUGUAUCCAUAAACGUCCAUGUUAGCUGUACAAUGGUGCUUUGAGGAAUGAGCUGUACAGGCUCCUACAGAUUUAAAACUUUUCAGUGGUGGAAUGUUCAGCGUUACAAUAGAAAUGUGAUUGUAUAAAGCGAACUUGACUUUCCGUUGUACAAGAUUGCCACUCGUACCUGUCCUGCGCCAUGCGUUUCAAUUUUUCUGAAUGUGCUGUAUUGUUGUACUCUAUUGAACAGCCCCCUGAUAAUGCUGCUGAAACCAUUGCCUGUGUCACUGAUGUUAUUUCUGUUAUAGCCAUACUUUUUGGUCAAUAACUGGCUCAGUCUCUCCACACUAGCCCAUCUUAUUGGCCUCUGAUAUCUAUCCUUGUCAUCAUUUCGGAGUGGACCCUAACCUUGCUGACCAACCAUACAGAAGAGCCACCAAGGACCUCAUGGUUUACAGAGAAUUAUGGGAGAUGGAAUUUAUUGAUUGAGAACUCAGAACAGUCGGAUGGAAUGGGAUUUAAAAGAAAAAAGAAAAAAAAAAAGCAACUUGAUGUCACUUUGCAAAGGCCUGAUGUCACUUUGUAUGGUUUGAUUGAUUUGCUUGUUUGCUUUUUUGUUAUUUUUGUUUGGUUGUUUUAUUGGGGUGUGUGUAAGAGAAUGUUUGCUGUAGUGUUCCCUUUUAUUCUUGAGGACUGUGUUCUGCCUGUAUCGAUUUGUCCCCCCACCCCACCCCGCCUGCAAACAUUUUUUAAAGUCCAUCUUUGUUUUAACCUCCUUUCCUUUCCUUCAUCCUCUGUGUGAUUCAGCAGAGAGCAGUGUUUGCCAAAGCUGUUGUUGUUGCUUUGAAGCAGAUGAAACCAACAAACACAGACUAUAGAAACUCUCUACACCAGCUUCCAGCCUUAAAACCCCCUACCUCUUUCCCAUCCUGCAGGAGAAUGAGGUGUCAGAUACCUCACAGAGAGUGAGUGUAUUGGAAGUUGUAUAGGAGCCUGUAAGCCGGUUAAUGUGAUUGUCGCUGAACUCUAUACAACUCUGCAAGAUCACCCAUAAUUCCUUUGUGGAGUGUAGUUGGGUAAGAUGAACAGUGCCUGGUGACGGCUCUGACCCUUCAUUCUUUGAACCUCUUUCUCUCUCCCCCUCCCUCUCCUCCCCCACUGCUCCUGCUUUUACACCCCCCCCCCCACCCCUGCAAACUGACAGACUGGACAUGCAUUAAGAACUAUUGGGAUGGAUGAUGCUGAAACUGUGCAUAGAGGGGGGGGAAGAAGGUGGGGGAGGCAUGGGAGAACUCUGUAGGUUCCAGAAAAUGUACAAUGCUAAUGGGAAAUAUCUGCUUAAAUAAAAACAGAAGUGAUGAUUAAACUGGAAAUCUUAAA
This is a messenger RNA of Myripristis murdjan (pinecone soldierfish), 4778 nucleotides long. It is a transcript of the gene fbxo46, whose product is annotated as F-box protein 46. Lineage: Eukaryota; Metazoa; Chordata; Actinopteri; Holocentriformes; Holocentridae. Bases 571 to 2916 code for a protein of 781 amino acids. The record is from RefSeq and is a predicted model, not a curated record. The transcript has 3 exons. Gene Ontology annotation, molecular function: protein binding. Gene Ontology annotation, biological process: intracellular signal transduction.